CACACUGGUUUAUAGAGUUUUAAUGCUGCUGGGAGGAGUUUGUAUUGAAAGCGCUGGUCACACUGAGAUCAGUCUAAUCUUCAUUCUACACACACCUGAUCAAGACACAAUGAGCUGCUGGACUGACGGACACUCAUGGAAAUAAGUCAACAGGGAGCCACGAUGACACCAGAGGACAUUUUCAACACUCUGGAGGAUCUAAAAGUUGAUGAAUUCAAGGAUUUCAAAUGGUAUCUGAAGCUGCCUGACAUCCUGGAAGGCUACCAACCCAUCAAACAGUCCAGGCUGGAGACAGCAGGAAGACGGGACACAGUGGAUCUGAUGGUGAACACCUUUACACUUGAUGGAGCUCUGAAGGUGACCAAGAAGAUUUUAGAGAAGAUCAAGAGGAAUGACCUGGUGCAGAGUCUGUCAGCCAACAGCUCAGGACCAGAAGCUGAAACUCAAGUGGGAAGCACCACAGUCAUAGCACAGACUGGAGGUGUCAUCUUCACACCUCAUAUGACUGGUGUCAGCAUUGGAAGAGACAUUAUCACCAAUAUCACUAAUAAUUACACAGACCGACCUCCAAACAGAACAGAUGAGACCACUGAUGUUUCUACCAAAACCAAAGAAAACAUCCAAAAGUGCCAAGCUGAUCUAAAAUCUUAUCUUAAGUCUCAAACUCAGACUCUGUUUCAAGGAACACAGGAAGAUGGAUCAUCAUCUCUGUUACACAAGAUCUAUACAGAGCUUUACAUCACAGAGGGAGACAGUCAGAAAGUUGAUAGGGGACACGAAGUAGUUGAAUUUGAAUGUACAAGGAGUUCGAGUGAGCAGAAGAAAAUCAACCUCAAUGACAUUUUUAAACCGUUACCAAACGAAGAAAAUGCUCCCCAGAGAGUUCUGACCAAGGGAAAUGCUGGGAUUGGAAAAACUGUCGCUGUGCAGAAAUUCACUCAUGACUGGGUAACUGGAAAAGUCUACCAGACUGAUUUCAUAUUUCCAUUCACAUUCAGAGAGCUGAAUUUAAUGAAAGACAAGAUGAGUAUUAAAGAGUUAAUAGGUCACUAUUUUGAAGAAGUGAGGGAUUUAGAAACAUCAGACUACAACAAUUCAAGUAUUCUGUUCAUCUUUGAUGGUCUGGAUGAAAGCAGACUGCCUCUGGACUUUAAGAACAAUGAGACAUGUCGGAGUAUUACAGACAAAAGAACAUUAGACUGCCUACUCACCAACUUAAUCAAAGGGAAGCUGCUCCACAAAGCCUCAGUCUGGAUCACAAGUAGACCAGCAGCAGCCACUAAGAUUCCCUCCAAGUUCAUCCACAGGGUGACCGAGGUUCAAGGCUUUGAUGAUGAGCAAAAGGAGGAAUACUUUCAGAAGAAAGUCCAUGACAAGGGUAUGGCUCAGAAGAUCCUCAGUCAUCUUCAGUCCAAACCGUUAAGAAGUCUGUACAUCAUGUGCCACAUCCCACUCUUCUGUUGGAUUUCAGCCACUGUGCUCCUGAGUCUCCUCACAGAAACUCCUGAAGGUGAGUUGCCAAAGACUGUGACUGAACUGUACACACACUUCCUGAUCAUCCAGACAAAAUGGAAACAUGAAAAGGAUUAUCGGAACUCUGAAACAGACAAAGAUGUGAUCAUGAAAUUGGGAAAGCUGGCGUUUGAACAGCUGCAGAAGGGCAACAUAGUAUUCUAUGAAGAUGACUUGAAAAGUCAGAUUAAUGUUACAGAAGCUGCUGUUUAUUCAGGAGUUUGUACACAGCUGAUAAGAAAAGAAGCUGGUCUUCACAAACAAGUGAUGUACUAUUUCAUACAUUUAACUGUUCAGGAGUUUCUUGCAGCUCUGUAUGUGCUAGAAACCUUCAUAGUACAAUACAAGAAUCUGCUUCCCAGCAAGAAGAGUUGGUGGAGGUGGUCAUCAAGUAAACUUUCCUUCCUCCAUAAGAAGGCAGUGGAUAUGGCUUUGGUCAAUGAUCAUGGACAAUGGGACUUGUUCCUGCGCUUCCUGCUGGGUCUUUCACAGGAAAAGAAUCAGGUGCUUCUUCAGAGAAAAUUUGAAUUUAAAGGAAGACAUCCUGGGAAAAACCAGAAGACAAUUACCUACAUUCACGGGAAGAUCAAGAAUCUGUCCCGCGAUAACAAGGUUGUCAAUCUGUUCCACUGUUUAAAUGAGUUGGGUGACCAGUCUCUGGUAGAGCAGGUCCAACAGUACCAGAACUCAGGAGAUGUUCAUAAAAUCUCACCUGCACAUUGGUCAGCUAUGGCAUUUCUGCUGCUCAGUUCCAAUGAAGACUUUGAUGUCUUCGACCUGAAAAAAUACUACGAAUCAGAUGAAGUUCUGGAGAGGCUGCUGCCUGUGCUCAAAGUAUCAAAGACAGCUUUGUUAAGUAGCUGCAACCUCACAGACAGAUGUUGUAAGCAUAUUUCAUCAGUUCUCAGCUUUAAGUCUUCUGGUCUGAAGGAGUUGGACUUGAGCAUGAAUAGACUGCAGGACUCUGGAGUGAAGCUGAUCUCUGCUGGUCUUAGAAGUGCCAAUUGCAAACUUCAGACACUUCGGUUAAAUCACACCAGCCUCACAACAAACUGCUGUCAUGAGUUCUCAUCAGUUCUCAGCUCCCAGUCAUCUAGUCUGAGAGAGCUGGACCUGAGUAACAACGACCUGCAGGAUUCAGGAGUGAAGGAGCUGUCAGUGGGACUGAAGAGUUCACACUGUAAACUGGAGACUCUCAGACUGUCAGCCUGUCUGAUCACAGAGGAAGGCUGUACUUCUCUGGCCUCAGCUGUGAGAACCAACCCCUCCCAUCUGAGAGAGCUGGACCUGACCUACAAUCAUCCAGGAGACUCAAGAAUUAAGCUGCCGGACUGUUUCAGGGUGGAACAUGGUGGAGAGCAGUGGCUGAAACCUGGUGGUCUGAUGAAGUAUGUCUGUGAACUCACAGUGGACACAAACACAGUAUUCAAAUACCUCAAACUGUCUGACAACAACAGGAAGGUGAGAUUUAUGAUAAAGGAGCAGUCAUACCCUGAUCAUCCAGAGAGGUUUAAAAACUGGGGUCAGCUGCUGUGUAGAACUGGUCUGACUGGUCGCUGUUACUGGGAGGUCGAGUGGAGAGGAAGGAUUCAUAUAUCAGUGAGUUACAGAGGAAUCAGCAGGAGAGGAAACAGAGAUGAGUGUGUAUUUGGAGAGAAUAAUCAGUCCUGGAGUCUGGAGUGCUUUGAUGAUGAUGGCGCUGGUUACUCUGUCUGGCACAAUAAGAGAAAAACAGGCCUCUCCUCCUCCUCUGUCUCUAACAGAGUAGCAGUGUAUGUGGACUGUCCUGCUGGCACUCUGUCCUUCUACAGAGUCUCUGACUCACUGAUCCACCUCCACACCUUCAACACCACAUUCACUGAAACUCUUUAUCCUGGGUUUGGGUUCUGGUUACCUGAUUCCUCAGUGUCUCUGUAGGACACACACACACACACACACACACACACACACACACACACACACACACACCACACACACAUUGUAAAUGACAGCAACAGAAAUGGUCCAGUUGUUUUGUCUCUUCUCGGUCAAUGUGCUGCACAUCAGUUGGUUUUAAAUCUCUUUAAUUAUGUUUUGAACGUUCAGAUUUCAGUUUUCUGAACUUUGUGAUCUGAUUGUUUUCUCACAACAAUCAGUCUGUAUAUACAAUAAAACCAGGCUGCACACACACAUGCAUAUAGAUAAUCAUAAUGAUGAUUUAUAAAGUUUGUCAUUUGUCUUAUUUGAGUUAUUAUCUGUAAAUAUGUGUCUAUGAGUGGAUAGAGCUGCUGCUACGUGCAGACGGACCUCCAUUACAAAAUCUCACUGUAGAGUCCAAGAGCCAAAGACUUUCUGUCAACACUUCAUCAUCUCACAUCAUCUAUCAGAAUAAACAUUUGACUUUCUCA
This is a messenger RNA of Acanthopagrus latus (yellowfin seabream), 3899 nucleotides long. RefSeq names its product NACHT, LRR and PYD domains-containing protein 3-like. The coding region runs from base 136 to 3429 and encodes 1097 amino acids. Gene Ontology annotation, molecular function: protein binding. Lineage: Eukaryota; Metazoa; Chordata; Actinopteri; Spariformes; Sparidae. The transcript is spliced from 10 exons. The record is from RefSeq and is a predicted model, not a curated record.